Centruroides sculpturatus (bark scorpion) is the source of this 5871-nucleotide messenger RNA. Its product is annotated as nephrocystin-4-like. NCBI's taxonomy places the organism in Eukaryota, Metazoa, Arthropoda, Arachnida, Scorpiones, Buthidae. Gene Ontology annotation, cellular component: ciliary base; cytoskeleton; non-motile cilium. Gene Ontology annotation, biological process: negative regulation of canonical Wnt signaling pathway; protein localization to ciliary transition zone. The transcript is spliced from 36 exons. The record is from RefSeq and is a predicted model, not a curated record. The coding region runs from base 21 to 5015 and encodes 1664 amino acids.
AUUUGAUAGGUUAAGAAAACAUGGAAACCAGACGAGAAUUGAAAUUCAAACGUUUGAUUUUUAAUGACAAAAAUAAAAAGAAAAUCGAACAAAGUGAGGAUGUUGCCGUUGCUGUAAAUUUAUUAUUUAUUGAUGGACUUCCUUUUCAAAGUAACCAAGUUGAAUUCUGUCAAGUUCAUGGUACUUUGUUUGAUAUACAAGAAAAUCAGUUUAUUGGACGAACAUGUACUAUACUAAAUACUAGUGAUAUAAAAAAAAGAAAACUUAAUAUUGAAAAAAAUAUCUAUUUCUAUACUUCAAAUGAAGAAAAAUUAAUAUUGAUCAUUGAGUUAUCAGUUCAGAAGAAAGACACUAAAUAUACAGAAUCUGUUGGAUGGGGAAUAUUACAACCAUUACAAUUUAUGAAGAAAAGUACUGACACAUCUUUGAAAAGAUUAAGUCUUUUACAUGGUAGUCCUCGGAUAUUAUUAGUAAUAGGAAAUCCAUUUGAAUUGAAAGAUGGCCAUGCAUUACCCUCCAAAUUACAAUCAACGGAAGUUGUAUAUACAGUACAUCCUCAUUAUGCACUUUUAAAAGUAAAUCAUCUUUUUCCUGAGAAUACUCUUUUAUGUGAUUCUGAUGUCAUACCUGGUCUUAUUUCUACUCAUGAUGAUUUACAGAUAAAAGAUGUACUAAAAAAACCCAAAUUACAGAAAUGUACAACAUGUGUCUUGGAUCAUAUUUUUAUUAAAAUUUCACCUUCGAUUGUUGAUUUUGAAAAUGAAUUAAUUACUAAAGUGAAAGAAGACAAAACUUCAGAGGAGUUAUCAAGUACUGAUAUAGCUGUUGCCGAAAGAAGAUUGAUUGUAGGAGUUCAUAAUAGUUGGAAUUAUAUCCAAGAAAAGGAAGUUCAUCAUUUAGUAAUUGGUAGUAUGAAACAUUAUUCAAAUUCUAGUUUGUCAAAAAUAGCAUCUUCAAAAUCUAAAAAAGAUGGUGAUGAAAUGGUAUUGCUAUUGAGGAAUCGUGUAAAAUUGAAUAUUCCAGAAGAUUUUAAUAUAUUUUUAGUAUUUUUUCUUGAAUAUGUAUUAUCAUUUGUGACAACACCAAAAGAUAGGAAGACAACUACAUUUCCAGUAUUGUUAAAUUGGUGUAAAUGGUUUCCUUUUGUUGAAAAAGUUUCAACAGAUAUAACUUUGAAUCUUAAUUUUGGGCCAGCUGAAAAUGUUGAAGAAAAAUUAUUAUACAGAACUAAAAACAUACAAAUGUCAUUCAACUUUUCUACUCUUAUAGGGAAGAAGAAAGGAUUGAUUCCAUUAAAGAAUGAAGAAAGUAAUCAAGAAUUUGAAAAAUUGGUUUCUCCAAGUAAAAGUUUUAAUGAACCUGAACAAAACGAGACAGAUUCUGCCAGUUCUGUAAUUGAGAAUUUCCCUAAACAUCAAUCUUUUCUGAAGGAAACAGAACUCACUGAAGUAGCUAUUAUAAAUGGUUUUCAGCUUCCUGUCAUACCAGUUAUCAAACAACAAUCUUCUGGAGCAAAGUUUGUUUCAAGAGCAACAUACUCUUUGCUACAGGCUGUUGGGUUUCCUCCUAUUCGGGAUCAACAAGGAAAACUUCCACACAUGGUAGACUCUCUAAACAGUACAGAUUUUGAAAAAGAAAUACAAGAUCCAUAUAUCUGCAAUGAUAUUAUUUUACAGUUUCUUGCUUAUUCUUGCCAUUUAGACAGUAAAAGGUUUUUCCCUCAUGUUUUAUUCUUCACUUUUCAGUUUUACCGAUUUCCACCAAUACAAACUGAGAGAUUGCUGUUAGAAAAUCAAGACAAUAUUAAUUACAAUAAACCAUAUAUAUUGUACUGUUUUCAAAGUGGUGGAAAUAAAAAAACAAAUAUACCAGGAUAUCAUGUGAGAUAUCAUAUAGAUCCAGCUUAUUUGACUCCUGGUGAAAGAAAAGAAUUUUUAAAUUAUAUUUAUUCUCACUGGUUACAUAUUGAUGUUUGGGAUGGUAAUUCAUUACUCUAUGUUGGUACUGCAUCUCUACAACUGAAGUGUUUAUGUAGACAAGGAAGAGAAGCAGUUCAGAGUAUGCUAGAAUUGGAUAUUUGGCAAGAAAAUUAUGUUGAUGAAUGCACAAAUAGAGUAAAUAAUGAAAAAAAAUUACAAGGAAAUUUAUAUUUAAGAAUUGCUAAUAUAGGUUCACCUUCAUCUAUAACAUCUUUGAAAAAAAUUCAUGAUUUAUCUUCUACGAAUUUACUACCUAUUGUCACACCACAGCCUGUAAAUAAACAUGAAUAUAAAGCUUGUUUAGUGACUAAAGCACGUCCAAUUGUAGAAUUAAAUCAGGAAAUCAGUUCCUUUCUUGUUUCACACUUUGAUGACUUGUAUUUAGAAAAUGUUAUUGGGUUAUCUGAAGAAAAAAGAAGAAAAUUGGCAAGAAUGGAAGCAGUCAGAAAAGCUAUUGAAGAAAAUGGAAAUAUUUGUAAAAUGGACAUUUUAUGGAGAAUGGAUUAUUCAUUCAAUAUUCAGAAUUUGCCUAAGCCUGAAAUUGAUCUUGUUCAUAUUUUUCAGGAAUAUGAUACUUCCAACAUUUUAAAUAAUAACAUUAUAAUUUCUCCAUUUCUUAGAGCAAAGUUUGUUUCAAGAGCAACAUACUCUUUGCUACAGGCUGUUGGGUUUCCUCCUAUUCGGGAUCAACAAAGAAAACUUCCACACAUGGUAGACUCUCUAAACAGUACAGAUUUUGAAAAAGAAAUACAAGAUCCAUAUAUCUGCAAUGAUAUUAUUUUACAGUUUCUUGCUUAUUCUUGCCAUUUAGACAGUAAAAGGUUUUUCCCUCAUGUUUUAUUCUUCACUUUUCAGUUUUACCGAUUUCCACCAAUACAAACUGAGAGAUUGCUGUUAGAAAAUCAAGACAAUAUUAAUUACAAUAAACCAUAUAUAUUGUACUGUUUUCAAAGUGGUGAAAAUAAAAAAACAAAUAUACCAGGAUAUCAUGUGAGAUAUCAUAUAGAUCCAGCUUAUUUGACUCCUGGUGAAAGAAAAGAAUUUUUAAAUUAUAUUUAUUCUCACUGGUUACAUAUUGAUGUUUGGGAUGGUAAUUCAUUACUCUAUGUUGGUACUGCAUCUCUACAACUGAAGUGUUUAUGUAGACAAGGAAGAGAAGCAGUUCAGAGUAUGCUAGAAUUGGAUAUUUGGCAAGAAAAUUAUGUUGAUGAAUGCACAAAUAGAGUAAAUAAUGAAAAAAAAUUACAAGGAAAUUUAUAUUUAAGAAUUGCUAAUAUAGGUUCACCUUCAUCUAUAACAUCUUUGAAAAAAAUUCAUGAUUUAUCUUCUACGAAUUUACUACCUAUUGUCACACCACAGCCUGUAAAUAAACAUGAAUAUAAAGCUUGUUUAGUGACUAAAGCACGUCCAAUUGUAGAAUUAAAUCAGGAAAUCAGUUCCUUUCUUGUUUCACACUUUGAUGACUUGUAUUUAGAAAAUGUUAUUGGGUUAUCUGAAGAAAAAAGAAGAAAAUUGGCAAGAAUGGAAGCAGUCAGAAAAGCUAUUGAAGAAAAUGGAAAUAUUUGUAAAAUGAAUAAACAAAAGAUAUUUACAGAUAGAGUCAAGGAUUUUCAUACAAUAGAUGCAUAUAGAGAAAAUCACAAACAUGAAAAUAUAUUGUCAAUAUUACAGAAAUCAAUUACUGUUGAAACAACUAUACAUCCAAUGCUUGGUUCAACAUACUUUUUUGAAUUUGAACUAACUAAUCCUUAUCCUCGAGAACAUAGGAUAUUCAUUGAAUGCCAACAUCCCAGUCUAAAUGUUGUUUUCUGUACAGACGAAUGGAAACAUUUUCGACAGUUAUGGAAAAUUGAGGAAUUUGUUGAAGAGAAUUUCUUUAGUCAGUCAAAUUUUCAAAAGGGAACUAUGCCUCAAUUAUUUGUACGUCCUUAUGAAAAAGUUAGAAUUCCCUUUAAGUAUCUUUCAUUAAAUAACAUUGCUAAAUGUGAGAGUUGGAAGGCUACAUCUGGUCAUAUCUUCACAGCAGAAAUGUUGACAAAGUAUCCAUUGUCUGAUUAUUUCAAGCCUUUCACAAUAAAGGUUAAUUUCAAAACUGAAGAUGCUAAACUUAUUUAUAUUUUAAACAUAAAUAUUCAGCCAGUACCGCCAAACAUACAACAAAGCUUUUAUUUUCUAGUUUCUGAAAAUGCAUUUUUAAAUCGACGAAUAAGAAUAUCAAAGAGAAUUAUAACCUUAAUUAACAGAAAACAUUUUUCUCAAAUAAAUAUUCUGUGUUCUGACAAUAAUGUUAUUUGUGGCGUUCAACGGUCUGAGAAUAUUAAGGAUCAGAUUGAUAUAUAUUUUAAGGCAGCUUGUGGUGAAGCAGGAAUCGAAAGAAGAUUCUAUCUCUUUUUGUAUGACAAUCCUUUUAUGAGUAAACCCAUCCAUACUUGGCUUAUUGAAACUCUUACAGUGCAAAGAAUAGAUAUAUCUUGUCCUAUGGGACAGUGUGUUCAAUCUUCAGUAGUUCUCAAGGGUGCAGAUGAAACACACUUAGUCCAGUGUUUCACUUCUCAUCCGACAGAGCUGCAGUUGUUUCCAAAUGGUUAUUUUACGUUAUCAGCAAACACAUUUCAAGAAUUACAACUUAUUGCCAAAUCAGAUUUACCAGGCACAAAAAAAAUCUAUGUAAACCUAGUCAAUAUGGAAUUCUAUAGUUUAAUGAAAACUUGGCUUAUUGUUCUAAUGUGUCAAAGGCCAACAAUCACAAAAUCAUAUCAAGUGCAAUUAUCAAUAACCAGUCAGGACAUUGCCAUAAAGAGAAUCACAUAUUCCAAUCAAUAUAAUUAUCCAAAAACAUACUUGGUUUCAAGCAGUCAUCCACAACUACUGCAAUUGGCAGAACAGAAAUUCAGCAUCGAACCUAGAAAAAACUAUUCUUUGGGACUCUUAUUUUUCCCUCAACAUAAACCAAUGUCCGAAGAAAUAUUUAUUUUCGUAAAUAAUUUAGAAGGGAAAAAUGAAGAAACAUUUUCCAUCAGAAUGAUUGUUUCUUAACCAUUUUAUAUAAAUUGUAAAUAAUACUAAAUUAUUAAAAUUUUUCUAUUUAUUUAUAACCAAUUCUUUUUGCAUUUUGAUACUUUAUGAAAUCUGCCUAACAUAUUUCAGUUUACUGUUGAAACUGAUAAUCCUAUUAAACUUAUAACAACCAAAAUAAUUUUGAUGUACUAUUUUCUGAUCCUAAAAGAUUAUCAUGAUAUACUGCUUUACUUUUAUAUGUAAGAACCAUUAGUCAAAUUCAAAACACAUUGUUUAUUGACUAACCUACUUUUGCAUAUUUGUAAACUUUUAGACUUAUAUUUAGUAGUAAUAACUACUCUUCCAUUGGAAAUCAUUGCAUCGUCUUUGACCAUUAUGUGGCUUUUUUAAUACUCCUUGUGAUGGUUGCUAUGUUCUACAAAGCUCAUUUUGGCCAAAAUUGUAGAGGUGAAUCAAGCAACAACUAUACACACAAGUAACUGUUGUUGCUGAGGCAGGGAUAGAUGGACUCAAGAUGUUCCUACUUCAUGUUGCUCUACUUGAGUUUCAUUGAUUCUUCUAGUUGUUUUUUUAUGAAUAUUUAUUUAUAAUGUAAAUGAAAAAAGCAAAACUAUUUUAUCUUAGAAUCUGGUUCAGAUCAAUGACAUGUUUUUUUCACUCUAAAUAGACUUAUGCUUCAGCCAGUGUUACAUGAAGUUUUCAUAACAGCUGAAGAAUUACUUUUUAUCUAUAUCUAGUAUUAGGAUGAUUGGCCACAUUCAGUGGUAUGGCCAAUAGGGAAAGGGAGAACCUCAGGUGCCCUGUUUCAUUUAUUAAACCAUAUAUUUUUUAGUAAAGUCCUGUGCAGGGGUGUGCAUUAAGAACUAAUAUUUAU